This is a messenger RNA of Ochotona princeps (American pika), 3579 nucleotides long. It is a transcript of the gene ZNF804A, whose product is annotated as zinc finger protein 804A. The coding region runs from base 1 to 3579 and encodes 1192 amino acids. The record is from RefSeq and is a predicted model, not a curated record. The transcript has 4 exons. NCBI's taxonomy places the organism in Eukaryota, Metazoa, Chordata, Mammalia, Lagomorpha, Ochotonidae. Gene Ontology annotation, cellular component: nucleus.
AUGGAGUGUUACUACAUUGUCAUCAGCUCCGCGCACCUCAGCAACGGACACUUUCGCAACAUCAAGGGAGUUUUCCGGGGCCCUCUCAGCAAGAACGGGAACAAAACUCUGGACUAUGCUGAGAAGGAGAAUACAAUAGCGAAAGCUUUGGAAGAUCUGAAGGCCAAUUUUUACUGCGAACUCUGUGACAAGCAGUACUAUAAGCAUCAGGAGUUUGACAAUCACAUUAAUUCAUAUGACCAUGCUCACAAGCAGAGGCUUAAAGAACUGAAACAAAGGGAAUUUGCUCGAAAUGUAGCAUCUAAAUCCAGAAAAGAUGAAAGAAAACAGGAAAAGGCACUACAACGCCUACACAAGCUAGCAGAGCUAAGAAAAGAAUCUGUGUGUGCUCCUGGAAGUGGUCCCAUGUUCAAAUCAACAACUGUUACUGUGAGAGAAAAUUGUAAUGAAAUUUCCCAAAAAGUUGUUGUAGAUUCAAUAAAUAACCAAGAUUUCAAAUAUACUUUGAUUCAUAGUGAAGAGAAUAUGAAAGAUGGUGCCACUGUUGCUCCAGACGCAGAAAACACAAAUAAUUAUAUAGAAAAAAACAACCAAGUUGAAGACCAAGUCCAGGGAAUUCACAGGAACAAAACUGGCUUUUCUUUUGCAUUUCCAAAGAAAGCAUCGCUGAAGCUAGAGUCCUCAGCUGCGGCCUUCUCUGAGUACAAUGAUGAUGCCUCUAUGGAAAAAGAAUUUAGCAGAAAAAGUAGGUUUCUUCCUGGUGCUUGUCACCUUCAACCGUCUUCACCAGCAAAUGUGCUUUUGAGCUCUGAGGGGAAGGCUGAAGCUUUAAAUCCUCCAGAUGCAAUAUGUGUUGACAAAGAAAUUGCUCAAACUCCAGAGAUGAAAGAGCUCCCUGCUGAAAAAGAUCCACUGCUGUUACAUUCAUUGUGCCAGCUUCAACUCCCUCUAUCUUCCAAUGCAGAUAAUUGCCAAAAGUCAGUCCCAUCAGCAGAUCCAAUACCACUGGAGGACAUUUUUUUUAUAAAUGAAGAUGUGCCUAUGAAUUAUAAAAGUUCUGAGAUUUUAGGACAUAAAUCUGCAAUGCUUGAUCUAUCUAGUGAUUGCAUAACUGUACAGUCUGUCACAGAAGAAAAUAUUAAACAUAAUGUUGUAUCUACAGUUGAAGUUGAAAAUAAAAAUGGCUCUGAGGCACUGACCACUUCAAAUAUUAAAGAGGGUAACCAAAACAGGCAUAAGACAGCAGAUUUCCAUAAAAGACAAUCUGAACCAUUUGUACCUGUACUUAACAAACGUGGUUCAACAAUUCUUCAGUGGCCAACAGAAAUGCUGGUCUAUACAACUACAGAACCAUCAAUUUCCUAUAGUUGUAAUCCUCUCUGUUUUGAUUUCAAGUCCAGUAAAUUAAAUAAUAAUACAGAAAAAAAUAAGGUGUCCUUAAGUCAUCUGUAUUCUCAACAGAAGGAAGAAGAUGUUUGCAAGACAUCGGCUUCAGAUUACAAGGAUCCAUCUAUUGUAGACGUCUCUAAUUGUGACCCUGGAAGUAGCAGAAAUGAGUACACGCAAAUCACUCCUCUUUUGACUGAUGAUUCUCUCUCUAACAGUUGCAAAUCUGAAAAAAGUGACAAUAUGGGACAGAGAUAUAAAAAUAGAUCCUGUAGAAUCAGGAAAACUGAAAAAUUUAAUUUUAAUAAAAACUCAAUGAAGCAAGACAAACUGAAUGAGAAAUACAAUAAAAUAAAGUUGAAAGAUAAUCAUCGACACUGGUUCCAUAAAAGCAGAAGAAAGAAAAAGAGAAGAAAAUUUUGUCAGCAUCAUCAUGGGGAGAAAACCAAAGAAUCAGAAACUCAUUGCAUAAUGGAAACAGAGAAUAGUUAUAGUGAUUCAGCUAGGAAAAAUCUACUGGAACACACUUCAGAAAAGAAGAAUUUAGCUGCAGAACAAUUAUUAGAUUUGCAUCUCUUGCCUGAUGAAGAACCUGUCACAUCACUCAUAUACUUAAGUGAAAAUGAAGCAACAUGUAAAACUGGGAAUACUGAAUGCAAUGAUAGUGAGUCUGUCAGUUCUAGGAAACACUCUGAAAAGAACACAGUAGUUCCAAAUGGACAGUCAGAUCCCACACUAAUGCAUUCUAGCGACCCCAAUUUAACAUACUCCAGAACUUACUGUUGUUGGAAAGCAAAAAGGACAAGGUACAGUCAGAAUGACAGGUGCUUGGUUCUUCAAAACGACAUGAAAUGCAUAAGUCAGAAUCAGGCUGUGAAAAGAGGAUACAAUUCUCUCACAAAUGAAUCAGAACGAUUCUACCGAAAACGUAGACAACAUUCAUAUUCUUAUUCUUCGGAUGAAAGUUUAAACCAACAGAAUUGCUUAUCAGAAGAAUCUCUGAGGCCACCAAGUACUUCCAUUAUUUCUUGCAAGCCUAAAAAGAAAAGAAGGAGAAAAAGAAGCAAAUUUCGCCCUAGGUUUGAAACCUUGGAAAUCAAAGGAAAUACAAAUUUUCCUGUGAAGGAUGGAUUAGUAAGUGGAGAGAAAAAGGAAGAAAUAGUACCAGAAGAAGUUGCAAGUAUUGAAAGGAACUUAGAACAAACAGAUCAAGUAACUAACAAACUGGAUUUGUACCCUUGUCAUCCUCUUCAUCCUGAAACCAGUGGUGUUGCUGAGCAAUCAGUAAUGGAGACCUCUUCAGGUGAUUUGUCAGAGAUUUCUAAGGAACCCACUACAUCCACAUAUGUGACUUGUGCCCCAACAAAAGAAGCAAUCAACAAUACCUUGCUUGGCCACAAAGAAGAAAGUGAGAUUACAAAAAUUAAUGAAAAGCGCAUUCCUCUCAAGGUGCCUAAUACUGAAAAUAACUUUAGACAGUCACAGCCCAAGUCAUACCUUUGCCACUAUGAACUGGCUGAGGCCCUUCCACAAGGGAAGGUGAACGAGGCAUCCCCCGAGUGGCUGCGUUAUAAUUCAACACUCCUCAACACACAACCACCAUUACCAUUCAAGGAAGCACAUGUCAGUGGUCAUAGCUUUGUAACAACUGAGCAGAUUUUGACUCCAAUAGCUUUACCAGAACAAGCAGUUUUGAUCCCAAUAGAAAACCAUGACAAAUUCAAAAGUUUACCAUGUGAGGUUUACCAGCACAUUCUCCAACCGAAUGCGUUGACCAACAAGAUCAAACUUACCUUUCCUCCAGCUGCCCGUCCACCCCCUGGUACACCUCUGCAGCCUUUGCCUUUGCAGCAACCCUUAUGUUCUACCUCUGUAACCACAAUCCAUCACACUGUUUUGCAGCAGCACGCUGCUGCUGCAGCAGCGGCAGCAGCAGCUGCUGCUGCAGGAACCUUCAAAGUGCUUCAGCCACAUCAACAGUUUCUCACCUUACCUCAGAUCUCAGUAGGACCAGUAGGACACAGGCUUUGCCCUGGUAACCAGCCAACUUUUGUUGCUCCUCCUCAAAUGCCAAUCAUUCCAGCUUCUGUUCUUCAUCCUAGCCACCUGGCUUUCCCACCUCUACCCCAUAGUCUCUUUCCUGCACUGCUUUCCCCACACCCUACUGUCAUCCCUCUGCAGCCCCUCUUCUAG